Molecule: messenger RNA, 303 nt
Organism: Ambispora gerdemannii
Lineage: Eukaryota; Fungi; Glomeromycota; Glomeromycetes; Archaeosporales; Ambisporaceae
Source: the annotation of a GenBank genome assembly
AUGAAUUUACCAAUUGAAUUGGAAAACUACGAUAUACAUCUUACUUUAACCGGAAAUACCGAAACUCCUGCAGAUCCUUCCAAAGAUGAUCUUGAGGAUAGGGUCAAUCUUAGAAGCCCACCAUUCCGACCAACUCAAAUUAACGAGGCCUUUAGAUUCACUUUAACCAAUUUUAAGGUCCCUUUUGAUACGAUCACAAAUUACUAUUGUGUACUGGCAUACGACGAUUGGAAUCGUUAUACAGGAAUUCUUGGAAGCGAGGAUGUGUUUCUUGGAUCUGCCAAGAUCGACCCUGCCCCUUAA